AUGCCCGGAGGCCAUGAUAUCCCCCUACAUCCGCGCGAGAUGCCUUCAUACUCCCCUGGAAUGCCGUUCCCCGGGAGUCAUACCGAGUCGGAGCCAUUUAUUCAGGGUGGACAUCACGUUCAUUACCCCAGCAAAGUCUAUGAAGAGAACGCUUCUCUUAAGGCAACAAUUAGAAUCCUGCGAUUUGCCGCACGGCUAGCAACUACGGUCAUCGCAGCAUUGACUGCAGAACAGGAAGCCAGAACCAUCUACAAUUUUGUUAAAACGCGCGAUAUCAUCCGCGAUGGGCGGGGCCCAUGGUCUGCAAGCACGUCGCUAUGGCCGGCGAUAUUGCUCCUCGCAGUAUCCAUCAUUACAUUCAUCACAGGCAUUUUCAUAAUAGGCGCCUACGCUUUCAGCGUCAAGCGCGCCAACGCCAUCAGCAAUGCUCACUCAUGGUUCAGUUAUGCAGUUGAAGCAGCUCAUGUUAUCACAUGGAUUGUGGUUGCAAUUCUGUACCGAGUGGGCAAGACGGGGAAUGAUCUCUGGGGUUGGGCUUGCUCUCCUCUUGCUGAGCAAAUCCAACCUAAUUUUGAAGGUGUUGUUAAUUUUACCAAAGUUUGCAAACGAGGGGGCAGAUCGUGGAGUCUUGCACUUGCAAGUGCUGGGACUCAACUUUUAGGUUUUGUCAUUUUUAUCUAUAUGUUUAGAAGAUGGAGGCUCCAAAAGCGAAUUGGAAAGCCAUGA
Molecule: messenger RNA, 726 nt
Organism: Venustampulla echinocandica
Lineage: Eukaryota; Fungi; Ascomycota; Leotiomycetes; Helotiales; Pleuroascaceae
Exons: 3
Coding region: 1-726 (241 amino acids)
Source: RefSeq, a predicted model, not a curated record